Notothenia coriiceps (black rockcod) is the source of this 1335-nucleotide messenger RNA. RefSeq names its product LRAT domain containing 2 (gene lratd2). The transcript is spliced from 2 exons. The coding region runs from base 344 to 1165 and encodes 273 amino acids. The record is from RefSeq and is a predicted model, not a curated record. NCBI's taxonomy places the organism in Eukaryota, Metazoa, Chordata, Actinopteri, Perciformes, Nototheniidae.
UCCCCGGGUGAGUUUCGCUGCAACACUCGCUGUGGUUCAUACUUCAGACAGCACAGCACAGCACAGACUACAGCCACACACAGGAAGCAGCUCCGCCAGCACAUACACUCUCAUUCCGGUUCAUUUUACCGAUGUGACAACAGGAGGGAGCUGAACUGCAGGGUGGCGCAGUUGGUGUUCAAACGGAGGAUCUAUACAGCCGGACAUGGAUUACUGGAUACAUUGGAUUUAGUUAAGACGCGGCACAACACUGCGCCUCUCUCCGUGUCUCCUCCCCGGUGAAAACAGGUGGAUCCUGUUUCUGUGUUCAGCUCUACCUCCUCUCAUCCACCUGUCACCUUUCAUGGGGAACCAGGUGGAGAAACUAACGCAUUUAAAUUACGCAGAGGUGCCAACAUCGGACCCAAAUGGGUUCGAACCGGACGACAACGGACCGAGGAUCGGCGUCUCUUACAUUUUCUCCAACGAUGACGACGACCAGGACGAGAAUCUGGACCGCUUUUCAUCGGAGAAAAACAUGGUGAACCACGAGGAGAAGCCCUUCGACCCCGGAGACCAGCUGGAGUGCUCGAUCUUCUACCGGGAGGAGUGCGUGUACGAGACAAACACCGGAGCCGAGACCCACUCCGCGGAAAGUCUCCUGAACAAGUGCAGACCCGGAGACCUGCUGGAGUUUUUGAACACCGGACAGUAUCCCCAAUGGGCUGUGUACGUCGGGGACUUCCAGGUGGUUCAUCUGCACCGGGCGGAGAUCAAGAACAACUUUCUCACCGAUGUGAGCCAAGGCAAAAAAGGCAGGAUAGUGAACGGCCUCUACAGGUACUCUGCGCUCCCGCCGGAGGUGAUCGUGCGUAACGCCCUGGACCAUGUUGGGUCCAGAGACAGAGAGCUGUACUGGAGGAACUCUGAGUGCUUUGCCGCCUGGUGCCGCUUUGGCAAACGGGAGUUUAAAAUCGGAGGGGAGAUAAGGAUAGGAAAGCAGCCGUACAGGUUAAAGUUACUAUUUUCGGAGAAGAAGAAUCACGUCCUGGAGUUUCAGAGCUUGGAGGACGUGAUCAUGGAAAAGAGGAGGAACGAUCAGAUUGGCAAAGAUGCUGUGAUGCAAGAGCUGGCCAACCACUUGAACACAACAAAUGAAAUCAAAGAGGACUAUUUUGCCAACUGACAGUGGAAAAUGCAAACUUUUCACGCUGGAAAACAAAGCUGUCAGUCCAAUAAGAGCUAUGUCUGGGGGCUUGGGCGCAUGUGCCACUCAAGCACAUCCUCAGAGGGUGUUACAAUUAAUAAUUUCCCCCUGAAAUCAGGGUUGAUCCUUGUUUCAUGCUCAAGUGCAUU